This is a messenger RNA of Aureococcus anophagefferens, 1389 nucleotides long. RefSeq lists its product as hypothetical. Gene Ontology annotation, biological process: fatty acid biosynthetic process. The record is from RefSeq and is a predicted model, not a curated record. Gene Ontology annotation, molecular function: fatty acid synthase activity. Bases 1 to 1389 code for a protein of 462 amino acids. The transcript has 3 exons. Lineage: Eukaryota; Pelagophyceae; Pelagomonadales; Pelagomonadaceae.
AUGGUUCAUACCGGCAUGGAGUGUGUCGGGGCGGCAUACCCACUAUUGAACCAAAUGAUGCUCCCUGACGAGGAGAAACAGAAAAGAGGGAUUCCGCCAACGGAAUGGCACUUGUUUUCAUCAAAGCUCGUCCGCAACCCGAAUGUGCCAAAGAAUGCCGUGGCUCACAUCAAGCCAAAGAAUUUCAGCUAUUUCGCAGAAGCUCGGCGGGAACUGAUGUUCGGUGGAUCAGCAAUGGUUCAAUCUGUGCGAAAGGAAGGCCCAUCGGGACUGAAGUCAUUUUGGGUCAGGCAGAUCAUGCCUUUGACAGCGCCGCAGAACGACCGCUACGAGGAGCUCUGCGGUUGCGUGUUGAUCACAGGCGGGGCCGGUGGCUUGGGCAAGUUAUUGCGCGAGUACUUGCUGGAAUAUUACCCGGAGUGUUCCGUGGCGAUUGCGUCCCGUUCGGUCAAGGAGGGAGACGAGGGUAUCGAGCGAUUGUCGCAAUACAAGUGUGACGUAUGCAACGAAUCAGAGGUGAAAAGAGUUUGCGAUUCCAUUCCUGAUCUUGUUGGGGUGAUUCACGCUGCCGGUGUAACAUACGGCGGCCCGUUCAAAAUGACGAAUGAGAAUGACUCAAAGCUUCUCUUUGAUAUUAAAUACUGGGGCACAAGGUACCUGUACAACGCCACCAAGUCUCGCAAGCUUCGUUUCUUCUGGAUGGCUUCGUCCAUCUCCGCCGCAGUUGGAGAUUUCAACAUAAGCCACUACGCGGCUGCGAAUUCUUCGAUGGAUUGGUUUGCAGAAGAGAUGAGACGUCAGGGCGAUAAGAAUAUUGUGUCCACACAAUGGGGCGCGCUUGGCUUUGAGGGCGGCAUGGCCCUUGAGAACACACGGAAGUUAAUGGACAAACGUGGACAUGGAGUUGUUACCCCAGAGCAGAUGGUCGAUGUCAUGGAAAUUGUCAUUCAUCAAGCUUCUGAUCUACCUGCUGUCAUUUGCGUCUCUCCGCUAAAUAUCGACAAGACAACAGCACAAAAACCUGAACUCAGCGAUAACAUGACAUGGUGGGAAAAGGAACCCUUCGAGGUUUACGUGGCUGUGUUGAAGGCAGCUCAGACUGAGGAGAUGGCUCAUCCAGAAAGAUGGCCCAACAUUGAGGAGCUACACUACAGCCAAAAAGAAUUCAGAGGCAGGAAUUUGUCGCUGGUAGGGGCUUCCAUUAUCAAAUCCCCCAACUUGCCGCAUACGUCUGCCAUCCCCGGUUGCGGGCUGGGACUUUGGGUGCCAUUCACCGGGGCUGCGGGUAUGUAUCUCGCUGCGAAGGAAUUAGAGAGUAGCUUGGUAGAACGCCAGCGCACAAGGGCCGGUACGAAGGCGCACGGGGGUUCGACUCCAGAGUCUAUCUAG